AUGGAUUCUUCGAUGCCAGAAUUCAAAAAGAAAGGAUAUACUCUGCAGAUGGACACAAACGAUAAUGUGACUGUAUGUUACUUGAAAAAUACAAGCGGUACAGAUGGGUUGUGGAAAGCUGAAAACCCUUUGCUAGAUUCUCUUCAUGUACUUGUCAUUCAGCUGGUUCUCAUCAUGUUCAUUAAUCACGUUCUCGUGUUCUUCCUGAGACCCUUGCGCCAACCACGUAUUGUAGCUGAUAUUCUUGCUGGCGUUCUACUGGGUCCAACUGCUAUCGGGGGUCAUCCUAUUAUAAGAAAAUUCGCACUUUCUUUCAACAGCUUGUUGACCUUAGAGACUGUAGCAAACUUGGGUUUGGUUUACUACAUGUUCCUGCUUGGCAUAGAGCUUGAUUUCAGACUAGUAAUACGCACCGGGAAGAAGGCUCUUAGCAUUGCUGUUGCUGGCAUUGUUGUUUCUGUACCCGUCGGCUGGUCCUUGCAUUACUAUAUACUGCGGAAUCAAAAAAGUAAAGUUUUGAAGGAGGAUGAGCAGGAACGUUUAUGGAUACAAGGACCUUUGUUUUGGGGCAUUACCCUUGCCACCACCAAUUUUGCCGAUCUCGCUCGAAUUCUUGCAAACCUCAAGCUCCUCCACUCUGAUAUUGGACGACUUGCCUUGUCUGCAGCCGUUAUCUCCGACUUGUUCUCAGGGUUUCUUUUUAUGAUGGCAAUGGCUUUUGUUAAUAUUAAUUGGUGGUCGGUGGGGUUGACCUCGGCUUUCAUAGCAAUCUUUGUAUUUCUAGUUCGCCCAGCUCUCUCCUGGAUACUCCAGUGCACAACAAAAAAGGACAGCUAUAGUGAGUUCCAUGUCUGCUUCAUUCUAACCUCGAUUGUGAUAUGUGGAUUCAUAACCGAUGCAUGUGGUGCGCAUUCUAUAGUGGGAGCUUUUGUAUUGGGAGCUAUUAUGCCUAGGGAACUAGAGAUCAAAAGCUUUCUUGUAGAGAGGAUUGGCAACUUUGUGUCCAGCAUAAUGAUGCCUCUCUUCUACUUGGUGGUUGGGCUAAGGUUCAAUGUUGAUCGGAUAUUAUAUGCAGAGAAAGGAAAACCAAAUGGAACUACCGAGUUCGAUGUCAUGGUGGCUAUCGCUCUGGCUUUUACAGCUAAAAUUGUUGGCACUUCUAUCGCAGCCUUAAUCAACAAAAUUACACUUCGAGAUAGUAUGAUUCUUGGAGUCCUCAUGAACACCAAAGGCUUAUUGGCACUCAUUAUACUCAGCUCUGCUCGAGAUCUAAAGGUCUUGAAUCAGCAAAUGUUUGCGAUAAUGCUAGUAGUGGUUUGGGGGAUCACAGUUCCCGUUGGACCAUUCCUAGCCUUCGCUUACAAGUCCAGCAAGCGUUCCCCACUAUACAAACUCAAAAACAUACAGAGUGUUGGAACCAACAAAGAUUUUCGGAUCCUUGCAUGCACUCACACUUUAAACAACACAUCUGGCAUGAUUGAGCUUAUUGAGGCUUCUAAUCCAUUAGAACAAUCCCCAAUCCAUGUAUUUGCCGUCCAACUAGUGGAACUUACCAGCCAUGCAUCGGCCAUGCUCAUCGUGCAUGACGCUUGCAAGUCCAGCAAACAUCGCCACGAGGAGGAACAAUCUAACUCUGCCUCCAAUCUGCUCGAAACCUAUGCGUUGCAGAGAGAAAAUGUCUCUGUACAAGCACUCACAGUAGUGUCUGCCUACAACACCAUGCAUGAGGACAUAUGCACCCUAGCUGAGGAUAAGAAUGUUGACCUUGUAAUCAUCCCGUUCCACAAGAAAUCUAACAUUGAUGAUGGGACGUUAGAGGAUUCCAAUCCUUCUUUCUUGGGUAUCAAUAAGAAUGUGAUCGAAAACUCGCCGUGCUCUAUAUGUGUCUUUGUGGAUCGUGGGCUUGCUGCAUGUAGAAUAUUUAGUAACUAUAACAAUGAUUCUGCUGGCUCUGCGAGCGCAGUUAGAAGACAUAAGAUUGUCAUGUUAUUCCUUGGAGGGACAGAUGAUCGAGAGGCAUUAGCAUAUGCAUGGAGGAUGGCUGGCCAUUCUGGGAUUCACUUGACGGUUAUUCGGCUUACCUUGCCUAGAACAUCGACAGUAGAACCGACGAGACUAGAUGACAAAGACAAUUUUUUGGAGGAAAUGGCAAGCACUCAAAGGCAGAACCAAUUUGAUGACUUAUGCAUUGAUGAGUUCAGGCUUAAGACUAUGAACAAUUCCACUAUACGACUAUUUGAAGAGCAAGUAAGUAGUUGGGAAGAAAUUCACAAUAUAUUAAGGAGCAUGGAAGGGGAGUAUGCUCUGUGCAUAGUGGGAAAGGGCCAUGGAAUGACAUUAUCCUUCAAAGAAACAUCAAUGGAUUACGACGACGACGAUUAUGAUGAGCUUGGAGCACUAGGAGAAGCAUUGAUAUCUUCGAGAUUUAUGACGAAUACAUCAAUUUUGAUAAUAAAGCAGGGUGCUCCUUUGGAUGAAAGAAAGGUAGAGAAUAAGAUGGGGCAUGUAGAAGAACAGUUAGGUCAUUCAAUUUGGCAACCUCCCCCCAGAAAAACUACUGACAGUGUAAUUCAAACCGAUAAUUUGUAA
Molecule: messenger RNA, 2589 nt
Organism: Rosa rugosa (rugosa rose)
Lineage: Eukaryota; Viridiplantae; Streptophyta; Magnoliopsida; Rosales; Rosaceae
Product: cation/H(+) antiporter 15-like
Exons: 3
Coding region: 1-2589 (862 amino acids)
Biological process (GO): proton transmembrane transport; regulation of pH
Cellular component (GO): membrane; endomembrane system
Molecular function (GO): antiporter activity
Source: RefSeq, a predicted model, not a curated record